This is a messenger RNA of Chiroxiphia lanceolata (lance-tailed manakin), 1547 nucleotides long. RefSeq names its product plasmalemma vesicle associated protein (gene PLVAP). Gene Ontology annotation, cellular component: caveola. The record is from RefSeq and is a predicted model, not a curated record. The transcript has 5 exons. Bases 10 to 1263 code for a protein of 417 amino acids. Lineage: Eukaryota; Metazoa; Chordata; Aves; Passeriformes; Pipridae. Gene Ontology annotation, biological process: positive regulation of cellular extravasation; regulation of vascular permeability.
GGCGGCGGGAUGGAGAAGGGCAGCUUCGCCAUGGCCAAGUUCGGUCUGGAGGCCAAGGAGCCGAUGCCCAAGCGGGACUGCGGGUUUUACAUGAAGUACAUCUUCCUCUUCACCUCCCUCAUCCAGUUCCUCAUCAUCCUGGGGCUGGUGCUGUUCAUGGUGUACGGGAACGCGCAGGCGGGCACCGACACCCACCUCCGCCUGCUGGAGGAGCAGCUGCAGGACCGCUACAACAAGAUCAUCACCCUGGGCACCAGGAACAUGAACCUCACCCGCGCCCUCAACGCCACCCUCAAGGACAAGGACAAGCUGCAGGGCCUCGUCUCCAAGGUCCAGCGGGAGCUGGACAAGUGUAACAGCACCCAGAGCACCAACAACCUCCCCCAGCUCCAGGAGUUCAUGUACAUCAAGAUGAAGUUGGCCGAGUGCCAAAUCACCACCAGCCUCAUCAACACCUCGUGCAACGCCGACAAGGUGCAGCUGCAGAGGCAGCUGGACCAGAUCACCCUGUCCAAGAAGGAGCUGCAGGAAAACUACCAGAAAACGCAAACCACGCUGGCCAAAACCAGCCAGGAGCACGAGAGGUGCCAGGAGGACCUGAGGACCAACAGGACCAGCUGGGACUUCACCAAAACCGAGCUGGAGCUGCUGAGACACGAGAGCAGGACCCUGAAGAACGACAUCAACGAGAACUUGCAGCGGGUGGUGGGCCUGGUGAAGCAGUAUCGCUGCAGCGAGGCUGAGAACGAGCUGCAGCAGCUCCGGGAGGACGCGGAGGGGCUGUUCCGCUGGCAGCAGGACCGGGACACCGUGUACGUCAGGAGGAGCACCUGCGAGGUGAGCGUGGAGCAGUGUCGCAUCGGCUCCAGCAGGCAGCUGCAGGAGCUCCGGCAGCGCCUCCAGGCCGUGGAGAAGCAGGCGAGGGACGGGCAGGAGGAGAGGAAGAGGCUGCAGGAGGACAAGGAGCGGCAGGCGAAGGAGCUGGAGGACAAGAGGAGGGAGGCGGCGGCGCAGGCGGAGUCGCUGCAGAAGCAGCUCAACUUCUGCAUGGGCAGCCAGAUGAACCCCUUCUUUGACGUGCCCGGCUCACGGGUGCCAGGGGGCACCGGGCGCUCGGGGCCCUUCCCCAGCACGGGCUACUACGCAGAUUAUCUGAAGAACCAGGGGGUCUUUGGCAACAUAGGCAAGGCGAACAUGGAGGAGCUGCAGCGGAUGCUGAAGAUGUUCGAGCAGCACACGGCCACCCUGAAGAACUCUGGGUGAGGGGGGCCUGGCACAGGACCCCCCCGGGCAGGGGGUGCUGACCCUGCCCCCUCCACGGAGGGUAAGGGCCGAGCAGCGCACGGGACGCUCCAACGAGGUGCUCCAGGACAAGCCCAGGAGGUGCUUCCCACAGCACGGACGGCAAACCCCGACCGGGAGCCAGCAGCCAGGACCACCUUCUCCUCAUCCCCCCCCUCCCCGAGCCCCCCCCCGUGUGUCCCUCUCAACAUGUAUCCCUGAGCUUGGCUGGAAUUCCGCCGGCCCUGAGCGCCGGCACAACUCGC